This is a messenger RNA of Exophiala bonariae, 1005 nucleotides long. RefSeq lists its product as uncharacterized. Lineage: Eukaryota; Fungi; Ascomycota; Eurotiomycetes; Chaetothyriales; Herpotrichiellaceae. Gene Ontology annotation, cellular component: cytoplasm. The record is from RefSeq and is a predicted model, not a curated record. The transcript has 4 exons. Gene Ontology annotation, molecular function: glutathione transferase activity. The coding region runs from base 1 to 1005 and encodes 334 amino acids.
AUGGCCAUCCAGACUUUUCAGAAAACCAACCCGUUAGGGCCUGAGCUCUGGAACGCCAAAGGAGAACUGGUCCGACCGCCGACCGUUUUUCGCAACUUCAUCUCCCGUGAACCUGGUGCGAGAUUCCCACCGGAGAAAGGACGGUACCAUCUCUACGUGUCAUAUGCUUGUCCCUGGGCACACCGAACACUUAUCGCACGCAAGCUCAAAGGUCUAGAAGACAUCAUCUCUGUCACAUCAGUGCACUACCACAUGUCCCUGACCGACAGCUGGAGAUUUGCACGUGAAGGCGAAGAUGUCGAGUGGCCCGAACUCACGACACCCGACCCUUUGCAUAAGGGCUUCUAUGGCACCAAGGCGUUGUAUUUCCACGCCGACCCAGAUUAUAAAGCUCGUUUCUCGGUGCCGAUUCUCUGGGACAAGAAGCUCGAUACCAUUGUCAACAACGAGAGUAGUGAGAUCAUUCGCAUGUUUUAUACUGAGUUCGAUGAUCUUCUUCCUCCCGAGAAGCGGAAUGUGGACUUGUACCCCGAGGCAUUGAGGGCGCAGAUCGAUGAAACAAAUGUUUACACUUAUGAUAAUGUAAACAAUGGAGUCUACAAAUGUGGCCUCGCGAAAACCCAGGAAGCAUAUCACUCAGCCGUGAACAAUCUGUUCGCCUCUUUGGACCGCAUCGAAGCCCAUCUCAAGUCUUCACAAACCGACAAGAAUGGUCCAUAUUACUUCGGUUCCGAGAUCACCGAAGCCGAUAUCCGACUAUACGUGACAAUCGUGCGCUUCGACACCGUCUACGUUUCGCUCUUCAAGACUAACCGGGGCAUGAUUCGCCACGACUACCCGUAUAUCGAUAGGUGGGCGCGCAAUUUGUACUGGAAGGUCCCGGCUUUCAGAGAGACCACCAGCUUCGAGCAUAUCAAGGGCCAUUAUUUCCGAAGCUUGACCAUGUUGAACCCUGAGGGUAUUGUGCCGGAGGGGCCCGUGCCGCAUAUUUUGCCGGUGGAUUGA